GGCUGUAAAAGUAAAUGUGUCAUUUAUAAACGUAUUGGCAAAAAUUGAAGAAACUUUUGAAAGUAUUUGGAUACGGUGCUAGAAAAAACUUAAGUUCGAAGCAAUUAAAGUGAGAUUUAAGAUGGAUGUCAACCAUUUAGGAUCGUGGAAAAUUGCGUCGGCUCAACCAUUUUAUCCGAUUGGUGUGGGAUGCAUUGAGUUCGAUGACAAAAGUGGUGCUGUAGCAACAUACACCGCGCAAACAAUCAAUACAUUUAUAUUUCAAAAUUUUGGCGAUGGCAUCGAAAACGAUAAACCGGCAAACAAAAGUUAUUUACACAAAUCAUUUUUCCCAGAACGUAUUAGAGAUGCGGUGAUUACCAGUGAGUCGGUGAUUUUGCUUGAAAAUGGCCAGAUCAAGUAUUUUGCAUCAUCGAAAGAUUUAGUAACCGUUGAGUAUUUGUCUGGCGUUCAAACGAUUUGUUCGACACAACAUGGUUUUGCAUUGAUCAAAAUAUCGUCGGAUGGCACAAAAUUUUUUAUUGAAUUUCAUCCGCGAAUAUUCCAUCGACACAGCAGACCAGAAAGCAAUGAAUACGAUAUUAGUUUUAGCAAAAUAAUGGAGCUACAAAAUACAUGGCGGCAAUGUCACUUCAAAGUAAAAGAAUUGUGCAUUAAGAAUUACAGCGAAAAUCAAUUUUUGAAAAAAUUAAUAUCGGAUGAUAUUGGAGUGAAUGCGAACGAUGAUUUUUACAUAUUUCUAUCGAUUGACAAUAGUUUAUGUUCGAUACAUAUCGUGGACGAACAGUCGUAUGUGAAUCCAAUUGUUAUGUGUACGACGAAAAUCGUUGAUUUUUGGGCAGCCAAAGACGGUAAUUACAUAAUUUUAUUGCUUGAGAAUGGCACACUUGAAGCCCAUUAUUUAACGAGCAUUGACAACAGCAUCAAUAAGAAAACCUUUUACUUUGGCAAUGAAAUUCAAACAUACCACUAUCAUGGUCAUGACGGCAUUUUCAUGUUUUCAAAUGGAGUCAACGUUGAAUAUGGUAUGAUCGAAUUUAAUGUCGAAUUGGAUUCAUUUAAAUUCAAACGAAAGGCGUUUAAUUUGCCCGGAAUCGUUGCCAUGACUUAUUUGCCGGGGUACAAGUUGAUUUUGUGCGUUAGUGAAAAUUGCCACUUUUACAAAAUUGCGGUUCGGAUUCAAGAGCCGGUACGCAUUAACGACGAAUGGAUUGAAUUGGAUCAAAAUAUACAAUCGCAACUAUCGAAUGUAAAAUAUCAAUUGAUCGAGCUAACCGAUGCGUAUGAAAAUUUGGUGAAUCAACAGGAGCAACAGCGUAAAGUGUUGAACGUAAUUAAAUUCAGGCGAAACGAUUUGGAUGACACUGAAAAUGAUAUCGGUAAAAUUGGAUAUCGUUUUGUUGGUGCUUGUUCGGUGACGCAAAUGCCGCCAAUUCAACAACACCAUAUAAAUUCAAAAAAUAACUUAAUUUAUGUAUCAAAUUCAAUGGUUUACGAUCGAAUAACAUCAUUUUUUGUCACUAUAAAAAUAUCAACAACCGUUAAAUAUGCAAAUGAAUUCGGUGAGGAUUUAUGGUACUUAUCUUGUAGAUGGUUAAACGAUAAACACGAAAAUUUGUAUGCGAGUAUCAAGUUAAACGAGGGCCGACUAGCCGAUACAAUACCAAUAACGCUCAUAAUUCAUUUACAACAAACACAUUUGCCAUGCUUUACUGUUGACAUUUCAACGCGUGUAGCAUGUGGACGAGCACCGGCAAAUCGGUCGCUCUGUUUGAAUUUUCCGGUACGUUUAGAUCAGCCGGACUAUUGUGAAAUGAUGCAUGUCUCAUCGGUUCUAUCUCAGGUUAACGAGAUAUCGGACGAUAAAAGUCUAAUGUGCAGCAUUUUAGCGCCAAAAACGGUACCACUCAAUGAUAUCAUUUCGGAAAUGAUGGACUUGGAACAACGAACACAAGCCAUGGAUUUAAAAUGUGGAAGUAAUCAAAAAGUAUACGAAUUCUAUUUGUUGGGCAAAACAUUGACGGCAAUUCAUUUUCCUGAUACCGAAACAUUACGACUCGUAUCUAUUGAUGCCGACUUUAUGCAGUCAUUCAAACAGCAUUUACACCGAAAAAUCGAGACCAAAUUAUCUAAUCUUGGCCUUGAAUUUGAUGUCAAAGUGUCGACGGAUGCCCUGAAGGAAUAUUGUAGCGCAGAUAAUUUUUUGAAUGCCAUUCUAAAUGCAUCGGAUAUUACGAAUAAAACGAACGAAAUGUUGCACUGUAUGAGAAAAGUUCGACAAAUAAAGUUUUUGUCGCCGUUUUCGUGAAUCCAAAAAAAACUGGUAUCUAUGGAAAAUUUCAUUCGAUUUGUUUGUUAAAUUUGAUGUGAGCACAUUAAAAACCAAAUGGAUAUCUCAUUUCGCUGCAGUACAUAGAAUUCGGUAUUUUUAACAUAUUUCCAUCAAGGAGAUGCUGCCAUUUGAUUUCCUUACCUUGUACGAAAAUUCAAUGGAACAAACACAAAAACGUCCCGAAAAUAAACCUCAAAUAAUAAAUUCAACAUUUUAAGAACAAAA
This is a messenger RNA of Contarinia nasturtii (swede midge), 2557 nucleotides long. Its product is annotated as pre-mRNA-splicing factor RBM22. NCBI's taxonomy places the organism in Eukaryota, Metazoa, Arthropoda, Insecta, Diptera, Cecidomyiidae. The record is from RefSeq and is a predicted model, not a curated record. The coding region runs from base 122 to 2308 and encodes 728 amino acids. Gene Ontology annotation, cellular component: U2-type catalytic step 1 spliceosome; Prp19 complex; U2-type catalytic step 2 spliceosome. The transcript is spliced from 3 exons. Gene Ontology annotation, molecular function: pre-mRNA binding; U6 snRNA binding; metal ion binding.